CCAUAAUACAUUUCAGUUUCCAUACCUCGCUAAACACCUAAACCCUAACCAAUCUCACUGCUUCUCUGUCCUCUCUCCGUCUCCUCUCCAUUAUUUCGAGUGAAGAUCAAAUCUAGGUCAGAAUAUGGCGUCGAGCGACCGAACGGUGUUGCAGUUCGUGCCAUCUCCGACGAGCUUGUCGGCGAAGGUUCAACCUCUGGUGAUCUUCAACAUCUGCGAUUUCUUUGUCAGACGGCCCGACCAGGCCGAGCGAGUCAUCGGUACACUUCUGGGCUCGGUCUUACCCGACGGCACCGUUGAUAUCCGGAACUCAUAUGCUGUUCCUCACAACGAGUCCUCCGAUCAGGUUGCUUUGGAUAUCGAUUACCAUCAUAAUAUGUUAUCAUCCCACCAGAAGGUGAAUCCAAAGGAAGUCAUUGUUGGAUGGUUUUCAACUGGCUUUGGAGUCACAGGCGGUAGUGCGUUGAUCCAUGAAUUUUAUUCUAGAGAAGUUUCAAAUCCUGUUCAUCUGAUUGUCGAUACAGGAUUUCGGAAUGGAGACGCUACCAUAAAAGCUUUUGUCUCCAUGAAUUUGUCUCUUGGAGAUCAACAACUUGCUGCACAAUUUCAAGAGAUUCCUUUGGAUCUACGCAUGCUUGAAGCUGAGAGGGUUGGAUUUGACAUCCUUAAGAAAACCGUGGUUGAGAAACUCCCAAGUGAUUUGGAAGGAAUGGAAGCCUCGAUGGAACGCUUACUAGCUCUUAUCGAUGAUGUCUACAAAUACGUUGAUGAUGUUGUGGAAGGGCAUGUUGAACCAGAUAAUAAUAUUGGGAGAUUCAUAUCAGAGACUGUAGCCUCCAUUCCAAACCUUUCACCAGCAGUUUUUGAUAAACUUGUGAAUGAUAGUCUACAGGAUCAACUACUCUUGCUAUAUUUGUCAAGUGUCACAAGAACGCAGCUCAGCUUAGCAGAGAAGUUGAACACAGCUGCUCAGAUUCUGUAGCUGAUAUCUCCCCUCCUUUGAAGAAACUCAUAUGCCGAGACAGUUUUCCUUUCAAUUGUGGUCUGUGUUUAGCGAUGCAUGGCCAACUUUUGAGACAUGCUCUCAUUUACCAAAGAAUGGUUAUAAUUAUUCCCCCCACAAUUUGGAGCCAUGUAGGUUGUACUUUUUUGUCAAUCUAAAUGUUUUGUAGUAGUAAAAUUGCUAUGCAGAAACAAAAUAUACAGUUUUUCUGGACCUUUGACAUUUAAUUGAAGGUUGAAAAUCAGGAUAUUGCCCCUAGAACAUUUGAGACGGGUCAUUUUAUAUGGGAUUACUAUGACUUCGUGGAUGCUUUAUUUGAAAA
Molecule: messenger RNA, 1325 nt
Organism: Cornus florida
Lineage: Eukaryota; Viridiplantae; Streptophyta; Magnoliopsida; Cornales; Cornaceae
Product: eukaryotic translation initiation factor 3 subunit F
Exons: 6
Coding region: 125-982 (285 amino acids)
Biological process (GO): translational initiation
Cellular component (GO): eukaryotic translation initiation factor 3 complex, eIF3m
Molecular function (GO): metallopeptidase activity; translation initiation factor activity; translation initiation factor binding
Source: RefSeq, a predicted model, not a curated record